AUGAAAGACAAUACGGCGCGAUCAGUUACCCCAAUCGCUGCUACUGGCCUCUCUGGCAGCUUUGGCGCCUUUGGAGAGACAUUUGUACAGCCUCCCACUGCAGUGACAAAUGCAGGUGUUACCCUUAAUACAGCAGUACAACCAGCGGUUACCCCUGCCGCUGCCUCCUCAAAUCUCUGGCUCAUGGAUUCCGAUGGGCACAAUCCUCUCACCGAAGGUGCGUGGGCCCCCCAAAUCUCGGCAGCAGCAACGCACCAGCAAGCAGCAGAAAUGCAGCAGCUCGAACUCCUCAAACAACGACGGCAGCAGCAGCUGUUGUUGCUGCAGCAGCGACAGGCUCAGCAGCACCACAUGCAGGAACAGCAAUUGAGACAGCAGCUGCUUCAUCAACACACGCCCUUGCAGCAAUCCGUCAAUCCCCAAGUUCUACAGCACCAUUUGCAGCUGCAGCAGCUGCAUCAGCAACAACAGCAACAUCUUCAGCAGCAGUUAUUGCAGGGACACCAAAAUCAGAGGGGAUCAGAAGAACAGUUGGCGAGGCAACUGCUGCACCAACAUGAGUUGCUACAGCAGCAGGAGCUGUUGCAGCAACAGGGCUUGGUGCAGCAGCACGAUCUACUGCAACAGCAGGAAAUGCAGCAGCAGCAGCAAGAUCUGUUGCAUCAAGUUGUGCAGGAACAAGCAGUUGCAGCACAAACCAGCUCCAUGCAGGUCUCCUCUUGUGAGGAUCCCCAGAAGAAUCAGCAGCAACAACUUGUGCUCCUACAACACGAUGAGCAGCACCAACCCCAGCAGCAGCCGCGCGAAGGCGCCCCAGCCGCAGCGACAGCAAAUGCUUCCUCAGUCCCGCAGCAACAAGUGCAUAAACUCAGCAGCAGAAAUGGAAGUGGAAACAACGGCAAAAGUAGCAGCAGCAGCACCACGCCGUCCACUAGUCGCCCUUCAGACACAGCGGCACCCGACGCCCUUGGAACAGCCGCCAGCAGCAGCAGUUCUAGCAGCAUGACGAAGAGUGAGGCGGUUUCAAGGGCCUCUUUGCCCCGGGCCCCUCCGCUGUCGCUAACGUCCAAAGUGCCCCGCGGCGUGUGGUUCAACCGAUCGACGGGCUGUUGGCUUGCGUGUGUUUCGGGCGUUGGCAAACGCCUUCAUGUCUUUAGCUCCAAGCGCUAUGGCCACGAAAGGGCUUUCCAAAUGGCUGUCAACUGCAAGGAGGCGGACAGAGCUCAGGCAGCUGCCGGUGCGGCAGGCUCACAAGCGGGUUCGGGGGGAGUCGCAGAGGGGGGCCCCCACGACAUAUUUGCAACGUCUUCAGCACGAGGAUCAGCCUCGGCAGCUGCCGGAGGCAGCAGGAGGAGCAGGACCGCUAGCGGUAGAAGGCAGCAACAGCACCAUCCCCUUGCAAUGGGAAGUUCCCCGGGAAGGGGUCCAGGUGUUGCCGACACUGAGGUCCCCCCCGCGAUCCAGCAGGGCGAUGGAGAUGAUGAAGACGCACUAGAUUCUGCCACGGAUACGCGCACGGAAGAGAGUGCACAUCCAGGAGCUCUCAGCGAGCGCUCAAAGAGGCGUCGUGUCCUUUCCUGGCGUGGAGCUGAGGCAGCAGCCAACGGUCUGUACUCUGCUGUCGGGGUGCCCGAUGAAGGGGGCCUUCAGCGAGGCGGAGGGGCCCUGUGCAGCGGCAGCGGUUCCAUGAAGUCGCUCAACCGAACAGGCAGUGGGCUGGCUUGCGAGAGGUCUCGGGCUGAAUCUUUAUUGGACGGAGUGCCUAAAGGCGUUUGGUUCAACUCGCAUACCAAGUCUUGGACAUGCACCACCGCGGGCCCCAAACGGCAGCUCCUUGUCUUUUCGUCGAACCGCUUUGGCUUUGCGGAGGCACGCAGAAUGGCUAUUUCCGCAAGGCUUGCAUCUCUCAAGCUCGAGGGCCUCCCAGUGCCGCAUUGCCCCCUUCUCUACGAGACUCCUAUAGGCCUAGGAGCCCCUGGGGGCCCCCCAGAAGGAGGCGCAGCCCACGGAGGAGGCCCUGGGGCAGCGCUAGGAGGCCCCUCCGAAGGAUGGGGUGGCCUUUCCCCCCAUGAAGGCGGGGAGGAUGGGUAUGGGGGCACCCUGGUAGGAAGUUCAGGUAACCGGCGACGAAGAAAGCAGAAAGAUGGAAUCUCACAGUUCGUGAAUUGCAAGCUGAGAAGAGGCGAGGCAGAGGAGUACGGGCAUGACCCUUGGGACCCCUUCCGUACUGGCCUUCCGUUUGUUGCAGAGAAGCCGCAAGAUGCCUCCACAACAGGAGGAGGCACUGACGGUCUUCCACUGCGACGUUUAUGUGCCUCUGAGCGCCGUUUGUUGGAAGUUGGCUCGAUCGCUCUAGAAUUAUUGCUGAAGGAUUUGCUACGUCUCUGUGGGGAGGAAUUGGCGGGGGCUGCUGCCUGCUUUUCCUUCCCCAUCUUUGCUGCAAUCCGCAAGGCCCUUAACCGGGUGCAGAGGGCUUCAGACCCGCUUCACUUCCAGAGCAUAUUCAAAGCGCUGGCCGUUUGUAUGCGCUCCCAGCAGCUGCCCAGCCAGCUGACACCUAGGAGGCAAGCGGAACUUCUCGCUCGAGUGCUUGCUGCAGAAAAAGUGUACAAAAAAGAACAGCGACAACAGCCUAUUGGCGAUGCGCCUGUGGCUUCAACGACAGGAGCUGCUGCUGAAGCUGUUGGAGGAGCUGUUGCCGUUGAUGCCUCCGUGGUGGCAAACGGAGAGGCUGCAGCUGAACCUGAAGCACCACCGACAACAGUUUAUACACCAACAGCAGCGGAUAUAUUGCCAUCAACUGAGGGUGCUCCUGGUAGAAAGCGGGAAACCGAAGCCAUAUUGGGAGACUCUAAAAGUGCGAGAAUUGCUAAAGACAUGUCCAGCGAUGACACGUGCUCCUCACUGGAGUCUAGUGGAGUCGCACGAAACCAACGGGAGACCGAUCCAGAAACAAGGCAGACGACAGAGCGAGGUGCAGCAGCUGACACAACAGGCGAAGCAGCACCCCAAUCUCUACGAUCGCACUCGGCAGAUGCAGCUAGCCACCACGGUGUAACUUCAAUAGCAGAAGCUGAAGUGGUGGAAAGCGGAACUACAGGGGCCGCCCUGCCGGAAGCACCUUCGUUGGCAGCAGCAAUGCUGGUUGCAACGGCCGACAGUGGUGCACACGUUGAUUGUGGUGUUUCUGAUGCAGCACCACAAACACUGAAGACAGAAUCGUGCAGCACGUGGGAAUGCCCUGUGAGUGGCAUAGGCCAGGAGGGGCCUCCCAGAGGUAUCUCGGUGGACUAG
This is a messenger RNA of Cyclospora cayetanensis, 3294 nucleotides long. RefSeq lists its product as uncharacterized. The transcript is spliced from 7 exons. Bases 1 to 3294 code for a protein of 1097 amino acids. Gene Ontology annotation, biological process: regulation of DNA-templated transcription. Gene Ontology annotation, molecular function: DNA-binding transcription factor activity. The record is from RefSeq and is a predicted model, not a curated record. Lineage: Eukaryota; Apicomplexa; Conoidasida; Eucoccidiorida; Eimeriidae.